UUUCUGCAAAUCUCCUUUUGCGAAUCUUUCUUCCACCUGCUGGGUUGUCUUCCGAGGAGAGAGUCCCAUGAUGGACAUUGUUCUUUCUGCUGUCCUGGGCGAGCUGGCUUCUAGAUCCAUAAAUUUCUUCAUCAGCAAAAGCUCCAAGCCAACGGUGAUGGUUGUGGCAGAUAGACUGCAAAGGGCUCUUCUCCGAGCUCAGGUCAUUGUUUAUGAGGCCAUGGAACGGCAGAUCACAAACCAAGCUGUGCUCCAGCAGCUGGACAUGCUCAGAGACGCCAUGUACCGAGGCUAUUACAUCCUCGACACCUUCAGAUACCAAUCUCACAGAGAAGAGGAGGCGAAAGGUCAGGUCAUGAGCAACACUUUAUCUCUCUUGAAAGUAAAUUGUCUACAAGGCUUUUGUUCGUCCAAUAGAAACACACUGAUUUUGGAACAACUGCAAAAGCCGCUUGAUGAUUUAAGCUCUAUUAUCCUUGAUGCCAAAGAGCUGGUCAUGUUCUUGGCAAGCUAUCCUCGCCUGUACCGCCAACCUUAUAGCAUGCAUCUCUUGCUCGGAAACUGCAUGUUUAACCGCCAGAUGGAAUCUGAACUUGUGAUCAACUUCCUAUUGCACACACAACCUCAUGGUUCUGAAGAAUUGGAGGUACUGCCAAUUGUUGGCCCUUGCAAAGUUGGCAAGAGCACCCUUGUUGCUCAUGUUUGCAAGAAUGAAAGCAUCCGUGAUUAUUUCUUAGAAAUCUUGUUCCUGCAUGACCAUGAUUUUAUAGAUGACAACCUCUCUACAGUCAGAAGAUGUGAAAUAAUAGAUCGAAAUCGCAUAUUGAACUCGAACCAAGACAGGGGAUGGCUAAUUGUUGUGGACUUAGUUGGUGAUCUUAAUGAAGAUGUAUGGAAAAUGUUUUAUUCUUCUUGUAAACAACGCUUGCCAAGCAGCAGUAAAAUCAUAAUCACAAGCCGGUCUGACAAGAUCACUAAGUUUGGAACAACACAGGCUCUAAAUCUGAAGUAUGUGUCCGAUGAAGCACUGUGGUAUUUCUUCAAGACAGUUACAUUUGGAAGCAUAGAUCCUGAUAUGCACCCAAAGUUCGUGCACGUGGCCAUGGAGAUAGCCCAGAUGUUGAGAACAGGCCUGAUUGGUGCAAACAUCAUGGCUUGUUUGCUGAGGGAGAAUUUUGACAUGCACUUUUGGUGCAAGGUUCUAGCCUUCAUGAGAGGGCUCAUCCAGAAGCAUGUCUCCGAAUUUGGUGUUGAACCACUUUUUCUUAUAAACCAGAAUAAACAUGUACAUCUUGGAAGAAUGGCUACACCUUCUGAAGAUUUUUUGUAUUGCUAUGAUUAUGAAACUCUUCACAAGGGGGGGUUCCGAAGAUAACAUUCCAAGAUUUGU
Messenger RNA from Panicum virgatum (switchgrass), 1390 nucleotides. RefSeq names its product putative disease resistance RPP13-like protein 1. The record is from RefSeq and is a predicted model, not a curated record. The transcript has a single exon. The coding region runs from base 68 to 1375 and encodes 435 amino acids. Lineage: Eukaryota; Viridiplantae; Streptophyta; Magnoliopsida; Poales; Poaceae.